Molecule: messenger RNA, 720 nt
Organism: Anthostomella pinea
Lineage: Eukaryota; Fungi; Ascomycota; Sordariomycetes; Xylariales; Xylariaceae
Source: the annotation of a GenBank genome assembly
AUGGGCUUCUUCGACGGCUGGGACGGCGGGUCCGUCAUCUCACAGAAAUCGCACAAGCACCACAAGUCGUCGUCCUCGCACAAGCAGCACCGCAAGCGGUCCAGGUCGCGGUCGCGCAGCAAGCACCGCCACUCCAGCUCGCACCCGCAGUCGGGCGGCAGCCUGAGCGGCAUCUUCGGCGCCGACAGCAACUACCAGAAGCACAACAGCUCGCGGAACUCGUUCUUCGGCCUGGGGAACAACAACAGCACGCGGAGCUUCUUCGGCAUGGGCCGCACAAACUCCUCCUCCUUCUACAAGCGCUCCCCGCGCGCCAACUUCGUCCAGCGCUCCUACAAGAAGCUCAAGCGCCUCCUCCGCGACCUAAUAUACUACGCGAAGCGCCACCCGAUGAAAGUGUUCAUGCUAGUAAUAAUGCCACUGGUGACAGGCGGCGCCCUGACGGCCAUGCUCGCCCGCUUCGGAUUACGUCUUCCCCCCGGAUUGGAGCGCAUGCUCGGCAUCGCCGCCAAAACGGCGUCGGGCGAUAGCAUUGGCCUCAUGGGCGAGGCCGUACGCAUGGCCAGCGGCGGCUUCGGGGGCGGUGGCGGCGGUAGGGCCGAUGUACAUUAUGAGAGGCGGCGGACCGAGUAUGGCGGCGGCGGCGGCGGCGAUGGUUGGGGGAGCGGGUUGAUGGGUGGUGGUGGGUUCUUGAGUGGAAUAGGGAAAAUAUUCUCUUGA